Neogale vison (American mink) is the source of this 1395-nucleotide messenger RNA. It is a transcript of the gene ENTPD2, whose product is annotated as ectonucleoside triphosphate diphosphohydrolase 2. Gene Ontology annotation, molecular function: UDP phosphatase activity; GDP phosphatase activity. NCBI's taxonomy places the organism in Eukaryota, Metazoa, Chordata, Mammalia, Carnivora, Mustelidae. Gene Ontology annotation, biological process: nucleoside diphosphate catabolic process. Gene Ontology annotation, cellular component: plasma membrane. The coding region runs from base 1 to 1395 and encodes 464 amino acids. The transcript is spliced from 9 exons. The record is from RefSeq and is a predicted model, not a curated record.
AUGGGCCAGACCCUGAGCCAGGAGUAUGGCAUCGUCCUGGAUGCUGGCUCUUCGCACACAUCCAUGUUCAUCUACAAGUGGCCCGCGGACAAGGAGAAUGACACAGGCAUCGUGGGCCAGCAUAGCUCCUGUGACGUGCAUGGAGGGGGGAUCUCCAGCUACGCGGACAACCCUUCCAGGGCGGGCCAGAGUCUCGUUGAGUGUUUGGACCAGGCGCUUCAGCAGGUGCCCAAGGAGAGACACGGGGACACUCCCCUCUACCUGGGAGCCACAGCAGGCAUGCGUCUGCUCAACAUGACCAGUCCAGAGGCCUCGGCCAGUGUGCUCGCGGCUGUGACCCAGACGCUGACCCAGUAUCCCUUUGAUUUCCGUGGUGCCCACAUCCUCUCGGGCCAGGACGAGGGGGUGUUUGGUUGGGUGACCGCCAACUACCUGCUGGAGAACUUCAUCCAGUACGGCUGGGUGGGCCGGUGGUUCCGGCCGAGGAAGGGAACGCUGGGGGCCAUGGACCUGGGGGGCGCCUCCACUCAGAUCACCUUCGAGACGGCCAGCCCGGCGGAGGAUCCAGCCAACGAGGUCCAGCUCUGGCUCUACGGACAGCCGUACCGUGUCUACACACACAGCUUCCUCUGCUAUGGCCGGGACCAGGUUCUCUUGAGGCUGCUGGCCAGUGCACUGCAGACCCAUGGCUUCCACCCUUGCUGGCCAAGGGGCUACUCCACCCAAGUGCUGCCUCGGGACGUGUACGCAUCUCCGUGCGCGGAGGCCCGGCAGCCCCAGGCCUUCAACAGCAGCGCCAGGGUCAGCCUGUCUGGGACCAGCGAGCCUGCCCUCUGCCGCAGCCUUGUCGCGCGGCUCUUCAAUUUCUCCUCCUGCCGCUUCUCCCGAUGUUCCUUCAACGGCAUCUUCCAGCCCCCUGUGACUGGGAAAUUCAUCGCCUUCUCUGCCUUCUUCUACACCAUGGACUUCCUGAGGACGGUGAUGGGGCUCUCUGUGGCCACCAUGCAGCAGCUGGAGGUCGCGGUGGUCACAGUGUGCAACCAGACGUGGAGCGAGCUGCAGGCUCGCGCCCCGGGACAGCAAGCCCACCUGCCUCACUACUGCGCUGGGGCCAUGUUCGUGCAGCAGCUGCUGAGCCGCGGCUACGGCUUCCACGAGCGCACCUUCGGAGGGGUGACCUUCCAGAAGAAGGCCGGGGAUGCCACAGUGGGCUGGGCGCUCGGCUACAUGCUGAACCUGACCAACAUGAUCCCCGCCGAGCCGCCGGCGCUGCGCAAGGGCACAGACUUCGGGGCCUGGGUCGUCCUGGUCCUGCUCUCCGCCGUCCUGCUUCUGGCUGCGACCAUCCUGCUGCUGUGCCGGGCCUGCGCGGCCAAGGCGUCCAGCGCCAUCUAG